AUGGGAAAGAAGAGAGCAGUGGUUGUCGGGCUGGGGAUGGCCCCCCCCCCCCUUUCAGGAGCGGUAUUAACCAAGGUGGCCAGAGAGAAAUUGUUGAAAUAUGAUGCCCACGAACGACAAUACAUCGUCACUGUUCUCGGAGAAGAGUCCCACGUGGCAUAUAAUCGCGUUGGAUUGACGAGUUCUCUUCGAGCACCGCCAAGUCGAAAACCUUAUGAUGAAGCCAGUGCCUCGCUCGGAUACCACAUCGACACCAAAGUCACAUAUAUAAACUCGGCGUCGAAAACAGUCACGUGUGAAAAUGGUGACAUUGUCCCCUACGACAUUCUGGUUCUGGCCACAGGUUCACAAGCCUCAUUGCCGCGACAUACACCCGGCUGGGACGCCGAGGGCGUGUUUGUCUAUAGAACCAUUGACGACUUGGUAAGUCUCAUUGGCUUUUCUGCCGGGCGCAAAGGGAGCACGGGGUGCGUCGUUGGCGUAGGGCUUUUGGGUCUUGAGGCCGCCAAGGCAAUGAUGGACCUUGAGAGCUUUAGUUCCGUCAAGCUGAUCGAGCGCAAUGGAUGGGUUCUCAGCCGCCAGCUUGACCAGGAAGCAGGGGCCAUGGCUGUGCAACAAGUACGCCAUCUUGGCUUGGACGUCAUGCUGAGCAAGCGUGUGAGGGAGAUCAAGGUUGAUGACGCGAAUCACGUCGCCGGCGUGGUUUUUGAAGACGGCCAAGAGCUCCUCUGCUCAACUGUAUGCUUUGCCAUUGGCAUCGCCCCAAGAGACGAGCUGGCCCGGGUUUCUGGCUUCGACUACGUCCGACGUGGCGGCGGCAUCGCCACAGUCGGCCUUCUCGACGCCGGGCGCGACGAGAAGGCCGAAGUCUUCGCCUUCAAUCUGACACAGGCCAAGCUCCAUGCGCCGAGAGUGUUCAAGCGUCCUGACCUGAGCACCAAGUUGAAGUUCCUCGGCGUCAACGUCGCCAGUUUCGGGGACUUCUUCGCGGACAGAGACGGGCCAGCACAGGAAAUCAACCCCUUCCAAAACAUCUACAAGAAGUACAUAUUCACUUCGGACGGCGAGUACCUCCUUGGCGGCAUGAUGGUUGGCGACACAAACGACUACAUCAAGGUCGUCCCCAUGGUCAAGAACAUCAAGGAGCUGCAUGUGCCGCCAAGCCAGCCUUCCUCGGCGCCGAAAAGGACGGCGACGGCGACGACGGCGACGACUUGCCCGAAGACACACAGAUCUGUUCCUGCCACAACGUCACCAAAGCCGACAUUGUGA
This is a messenger RNA of Metarhizium album ARSEF 1941, 1272 nucleotides long. RefSeq names its product nitrite reductase. The record is from RefSeq and is a predicted model, not a curated record. The transcript is spliced from 4 exons. Gene Ontology annotation, molecular function: oxidoreductase activity; flavin adenine dinucleotide binding. Lineage: Eukaryota; Fungi; Ascomycota; Sordariomycetes; Hypocreales; Clavicipitaceae. The coding region runs from base 1 to 1272 and encodes 423 amino acids.